AUGGAUCCUAUUCUGGCGAUCAUCGGGCAUGUGCUUUUUAUUAUGAUGGCAUGCCAGUCUCAGAUGCUGCUGGCCUGCUGGCGGUACCGUGCCCAAAGGCGCAGGGCUGUUGCCAGAUUUUUGUCCAGCAACUCGCUCACCACCCUGGCAAUGACACGUGCACGAAGACGGCGGCGCCAGCCCCGACAGCAGUGGUUUUUUCUUGCAGAGAUGCAGGAACCGAGGCAGCAUUGGGUAUACCCACGCAGCACGGAUUGGUGGGAGAACAUCGUGCUGCGACAUUGGGAUGAACAUCGGUGGAUUCGCCGUUUCAGAAUGUCCAAGGGCACAUUUUUGGAAUUGGUCUCCGCUCUCCGUCCAACGCUUCAGCGAAAGACAACCACAUUCCGCUCCCCAAUAUCUGUUGAGCGCAGAGUAGCUGUUGCGAUCUGGUGGCUUGCAAGCGGCACCAGUUACCAGGUCACCAGUGACUUGUUCGGACUUGGCAAGUCAACGGUUGCCUCGGCUGUCAUAGAAUUCUGCCUUGCCGUCGAGCUACACCUGCUUUCAAGAACGGUUCUCUUUGGAGACUCUAUUGCACAGAUAAUGGAUGGCUUCAGGAGGAUGGGGUUUCCUCAUUGCGUGGGAGCAGUAGACGGCACACAUAUCGCCAUUUGUGCCCCUGGUGGCCAUCCAGAGCAGUAUGGCAACAGGAAAAACUACUCCUCGAUACUGCUCCAGGGGACCGUGGACCACAGAGGAAGGUUUGUGGAUGCUGAGGUCGGGUGGAGUGGCAAAAACCAUGAUGCGUUUGUUUUUGCCCACUCCGCCCUGUGUUCUGCAAUGGACUCCGGCGCACUGAUCCCCAACAACCACGACAUGGUUUUGGAUGGGAUUAGGAUUCCACCGGUGAUUUUGGCUGACGGUGCAUAUCCCAUGCGCAGGUGGCUCAUGAAGCCAUACGGCCGAACCACAACAACCCCUGCACAGCGGAAUUUCGAUCGUCAACUUGCUCGCUGCAGGAACGUGGUGGAAAGGAGCUUCGGUAGAUUGAAAUCCAGGUGGAGGUGUCUCUCACACAGGCUGCAGAUCAGAGAGCAAAAUGUCAUCUCGGUUGUGACUGCAUGUGUGGUGCUCCACAACUUGUGCGAGAGCAAAGGGCACCCGAUAGUGGGUGGUGGUGAAUGUCCCUCACCGGUGCUGCUGUCCCAACAGGAGGAGCGAGAUUUCAAUGGCAACACCCGGCACCUUGCAGAGGGCAAGAUGGUCCGCGAUGCCCUUGCUAGACACAUCCUUGGAAGGAUGGACUCACUCUGA
Molecule: messenger RNA, 1296 nt
Organism: Eublepharis macularius
Lineage: Eukaryota; Metazoa; Chordata; Lepidosauria; Squamata; Eublepharidae
Exons: 2
Coding region: 1-1296 (431 amino acids)
Source: RefSeq, a predicted model, not a curated record